This is a messenger RNA of Pogonomyrmex barbatus (red harvester ant), 3370 nucleotides long. RefSeq names its product A disintegrin and metalloproteinase with thrombospondin motifs 7-like. Gene Ontology annotation, molecular function: metalloendopeptidase activity. NCBI's taxonomy places the organism in Eukaryota, Metazoa, Arthropoda, Insecta, Hymenoptera, Formicidae. Gene Ontology annotation, biological process: proteolysis; extracellular matrix organization. Gene Ontology annotation, cellular component: extracellular matrix. The record is from RefSeq and is a predicted model, not a curated record.
CGAUUUUCUUUUUCUCAUUACCAGCCUGGGUAUGUCCCACGACGUGCAGCAGGAGAACGGCUGUCCCGGUAUAGUUUAUCAUGAGAGCGGAUACGUGGAGACCACCGUUAUGCACCCCGGCGACAUGUACAUCACGAAAAAAUGGUCCGAGUGCUCCCGGCGCUACCUGCGCUCGUACAUCGAACAGGGCUACGGGUUCUGCUUAGAAGACGAGCCGCAAGAUCAUUACUUCCCCGUUGCGGAGAUGUUGCCAGGUGUAAUGUAUAAUGGUGAUGAUCAAUGCCGUUUGCUAUAUCGACCAGAUGCUCGACAAUGUGACAUGGGGAUCACCUGUGAAACUCUUAGAUGUGCUAUUCCGGGCAGAGGUUGCGUGACUAGUAGGAAACCACCCGCCGAGGGCACCCCGUGCGGCGAAAAGAAAUGGUGUUACCAAAUGAAAUGUCUGAUGGUUGGAGAACGACCUGGAAUCACAGACGGUGGUUGGAGUACCUGGUCGUCUUGGAGUAGGUGUUCGCGGACCUGCGGCUCCGGCGUGGCGUACGCCGUAAGAAAAUGCAAUAACCCAUCUCCAUCCAAAGGCGGUUCUUAUUGCAUGGGCGACAGGAAGCGACAUAAAAUUUGCGCCACAAAUCCCUGUGAAAUCGGCGCGCCGUCGUUUCGCGAUGUGCAGUGCGCUGAAUUCAACGACUGGAUAUUUCCAGAAGAUGGAAAGAUGCAUCGUUGGACGACGUAUAAUCUACCUGAAGACUUGAAGGCGUCCGAAAACCCCUGCGCUCUUUACUGUAUGAGCGAAACUAAUCUGGUGACCUCGUUGAGACCAAAAGUGAUAGACGGCACCACAUGUUAUAGAGGUAUUCGAGAUAUUUGCAUCGGGGGUGUGUGCAGGGAAAUACCUUGCGACCUAGAUAUGGAAUCCGAUGCUGUCGAAGACGUUUGCGGCGUCUGUCGAGGUGACGGCACAUCCUGCAUUUUGAAGCAAGAGACAAUCUCGUUAAUGGCUGAACCCGGGCUCAAGAAGAUAACAGACGUACCGGCCGGUGCCAGAAAUAUCCGCAUUGAGGAGGUAGAACCGACCAAAUCCAAGAUCGUGGUACGCACCAGACGUACGAAAACUGUGUUGAUCGAUGGUAAUCGUUUAGGAAUGUUCAAUGUGCCAGGCUCUAAGGCGUGGCUCGGAAUGAUAAGGCCGAAGCAGGAAGCUUUGAAUAUACCAGGACCCGUCACCGAGGACUUGAUUAUAUUGGUUUUAGCGAAGGAGAACGUCACGUUGAAAUACUCAUUAGGAUUGAAGCAACGAACUCCUCGCAAACCCAAGUUCUCUUGGGGCUUCAUCGACUGGGAGAAAUGCUCGGCAGGUUGCGGCCCGGGAGAGCAGAUAUCGAAACCCCGUUGCAUCGAGAAAAUCGGCGGAUUGGUAGAUAAUAAAUUUUGCAGAAACAUCACUAAACCGGACGCGAAAGUCAGAUCAUGCGAUCAAGCUCCCUGCAUACUGCGGUGGAUCAUUGGCGAAUGGCAAGGCUGCGCACCGUGUACGCCAGGCUGCAAGAGAAGGCGUGCUGUCAAAUGUGUACGACCCGUCGGCCGUGGCGAGCAGGAUCUCGAUGUGGUCGAGGACAGCUACUGCCAAGGACCGAAGCCAAGGGAGUCGGCAUCGUGCGAAGUCAGCCGACGAAGACGAGAAUACAGAAGUGCCGCCGACGGCAAACGCGGGAUCUUCGCCACUCGCUCGAGCACGCUAACGCGACAAAACGACUUCAUUAAAGCUGCUCGAGUGCGUCCUAAGAUGACGGCUUUAACCGGCGCCGUCGUAGAAGACCGACAUCCGGGUGAUCCCUCCACGCGGCCAGGACAAACUGGAAAUUCGUCCAAUCGCUCUCGUUUGAUCGGCACUUGGUACGUUAAUGCGCUUCCAAAUGAGACGACGAGCUUAAUUUCAUCAGACGCGACUCGAAAUUCGACUAGAGCUCAUCGAGAUCGUUCUCAGAUAGAUAAGAGAUCGGGAAAUACAUCGAGUGAUAAAACGGUGAAUGCAAAUAAGAUUAAAAAGAACGAGGUAGUGGUCGAUAAGGAGGACAUUCGGAACCUAACGCUCACGAUUAUUCUGGAACGCGAUGAAAGGAACGUUAUUACGAAUUUCCCGAGGAAUUUUGAGCCACGACCGCCGGAGAAUAGUACGGAAUUUACCUUGGUCGGCAUGGAUGCUCUGAGGUACAUACAAAGAAUUCAGGAAGAAGCGCGUGCGUCCUCGAAGCUCUCGAUUUUUCGCAAAUGACGCGUAUGCGAUACGUGAUGAAGUAGAUCAAUGACGUGAAUAAUUGUACGAGGAAAUUCGAGCGUUCCUCGAAUACGAUGAGAGAGGGAGAGAAAAAGAAUUUAUUAUCAUACGAGAUAUAUAUCGAUUACUCUCGAGCGGAAGCGUCUGCUCUUUUUCGGAACGGCUGGCGCGGCACAAACAAGUGAAGAGAACGCGUUUGGAAGACGAAUCUGCGUCGAUUCGAGCGAUGGUUAUGCGAUCCAUCAAGGAGACUUUUACGAGUCGUUGAGUAGAACGACGGCGUACUGGUGUGCUGCUCUCGAGCAUGAAACGCGCGGCGCGUGCAGAUUGCUGAUGCCCGAAGCGAUAAAAACAAUCGUUACAUUAUACGACCCAAAUUAUACUUACGGCGCGCGCUUUUAUAUAGGCGUAUCGGAUUUUAACGAUCGGAUGGUAGAAAACUCGGCCCACGUCGAUUGUUGAGAGCAGCAAGUUGUAAGAUGAAUCGAUUAAAUCGGCGACGUUGUUUAAGCCCGGCUAACACAGCCUUAAUUGACGAUAAAGCGGCGAUCUGUUGGAGUCCGAAGAUAAUCUCUCAAUAUGCGGCGAUAUACGCGGCGAGGACGACGGGCAACAUAAAUUAUACCUGAACAACACGGAGGAGGAUGAUUUCCCGCGACCCACUAACGAGUCUCGCCGUUGAGCAUUGAUCUUUCAGAUUCAUCGUUCGCAAGUUAUUUAUGGCGGGAGCGAUACUUUGUAAUGAUCCGAGAUUGCAGACGUUUGCCUCCCUUAAUGGCCCGUGUUCUGGAGGUAUCAUUGGGAAUUGCCUGGCGCGUGACACUUUCUUGUAUCAAUAAAGAUUAAGUGGUAAAAAAACGCGCGUCAUUAAUCUUGAAUGUACUCGUUUGUACUCGUUCCACGUGGUUUUCGUAAUGCGUCUGACGUCCGUUUGUCUGUCUAGCAUCGUGAACGAACGCGUCAUAUCGCUUGACGAUAUUUCCUGUUCUCCAUGCGUCGCUUUUUCGUAUUACCUAUAUGUUUUAUUUGACUUGACGGCCUUCAUCUCGUCAAGCUGAUCAAUCACGUACGGCAAUACGAAUCAGCAAAGAGCAA